GGUCCGCGAGGCCCCGCUCACGCAGUCGUCUGGACGAGGGAAGAUGGCGGCCGAGAGGGAACCUCCUCCGUUGGGGGACGGGAAGCCCACCGACUUUGAGGAGCUGGAGGACGGAGAGGACCUGUUCACUAGCACUGUCUCCACCCUGGAGUCAAGCCCGUCAUCUCCAGAACCAGCUAGUCUUCCUGCAGAAGUUAUUAGUACAAAUUCCAGUGGUCCAAAACCCACAGAAGUUGUGCUAGAAGAUGACAGAGAAGAUCUUUUUGCAGAAGCCACGGAAGAAGUUUCUCUGGACAGUCCAGAAAGGGAACCUAUCCUCUCUUCAGAACCUUCUCCUGCAGUCACCCCUGUCACUCCUACCACACUCAUUGCACCCAGAACUGAAUCAAAGAGUAUAUCUGCUCCUGUGAUCUUUGAUAGAUCCAGAGAGGAGAUUGAAGAAGAAGCAAAUGGAGAUAUUUUUGAUAUAGAAAUUGGUGUAUCAGAUCCAGAGAAAGUCGGUGAUGGCAUGAAUGCUUACAUGGCAUACAGAGUAACAACAAAGACUUCCCUUUCCAUGUUCAGUAAGAGUGAAUUUUCAGUUAAAAGAAGAUUCAGUGACUUUCUUGGCUUGCAUAGCAAAUUAGCAAGCAAGUAUUUACAUAUUGGUUAUAUUGUGCCACCAGCUCCAGAAAAGAGUAUAGUAGGCAUGACCAAGGUCAAAGUGGGUAAAGAAGAUUCAUCAUCCACUGAAUUUGUAGAAAAACGGAGAGCAGCUCUUGAAAGAUAUCUUCAACGAACAGUAAAACAUCCAACUUUGCUACAGGAUCCUGAUUUAAGGCAGUUCUUGGAAAGUUCUGAGCUGCCUAGAGCAGUUAAUACACAGGCUCUGAGUGGAGCAGGAAUAUUGAGGAUGGUGAACAAGGCUGCCAACGCUGUCAACAAAAUGACAAUCAAGAUGAAUGAAUCGGAUGCAUGGUUUGAAGAAAAGCAGCAGCAAUUUGAGAAUCUUGAUCAGCAACUUAGGAAACUUCACGCCAGUGUUGAAGCUCUGGUCUGUCAUAGAAAAGAACUUUCAGCCAACACAGCUGCCUUUGCUAAAAGUGCUGCCAUGUUAGGUAAUUCUGAGGAUCAUACUGCUUUAUCUAGAGCUUUGUCACAGCUUGCUGAGGUUGAGGAGAAAAUAGACCAGUUACAUCAAGAACAAGCUUUUGCUGACUUCUAUAUGUUCUCAGAACUACUUAGUGACUACAUUCGUCUUAUUGCUGCAGUGAAAGGUGUCUUUGACCAUCGAAUGAAGUGCUGGCAGAAAUGGGAAGAUGCUCAAAUUACUUUGCUCAAAAAACGUGAAACUGAGGCAAAAAUGAUGGUUGCUAACAAACCAGAUAAAAUACAGCAAGCUAAGAAUGAAAUAAGAGAGUGGGAGGCCAAAGUACAACAAGGAGAAAGAGAUUUUGAACAGAUCUCUAAAACGAUUCGAAAAGAAGUGGGAAGAUUUGAGAAGGAACGAGUGAAAGAUUUUAAAACUGUUAUUAUCAAGUACUUAGAAUCAUUAGUACAAACACAACAACAGCUGAUAAAAUACUGGGAGGCAUUUCUACCUGAAGCCAAAGCCAUUGCCUAGCAAGAAGAUGAUUCCUGUUAAGACCUUGAAUGUUUGUUCUAAUUAUGCUGAAUUUCACAGUGAAAACAUUUAAAACCAUCUAAAUAAACCACUAUAUAUUUUAUGAAUUAAAUGUGGUUUUAUAUAUAUAUACUCUGACAUUUUAUUACAAGCUGCAUGUCCUGACCCUCUUUGAAUUAAGUGGACUGUGGCAUGACAUUCUGCAGUACUUUGCUGAAUUGAACACUAUUGUGUCUUAAAUACUUGCACUAAAAAGUGCACUGCAAGGCCAGAAAAUUUUACAAUAUUUUUUUUCUUUACAGUAUGUUCCUGUAGUGUUUGUCUGAUCCUUAUGAAGUGAAUUAUCAAUGCAUUGAUUAAUGUUCACUUAUACAUUCCUGUACAGAAAUUAUGAUUUUGUGAUUACAGUAAUAAAAUGAUAUUCCUUGUGAAGCUUUAGUAACAAAUUAUUUGGGUAUGUAAACAUUAGGGACCUGUUUAAAGCAUUUUUAAUAGUAAGAAUUUUUUUUUUCCUAGAUGUAUAUAGGUGAUGCUAUGAUUCCUUAAUUAUUUUAGUUGACAGAAAAAACUGACCUCUUAAAUUAUUAAAUAACUAAAUGAAGCUUAUGUUUUCUUAUGAAACUAUCAUAAACCAAAGGACAUUUGUCUCUUGUUUCAACUCUUGUGAAUGCUCUUGUCCUGGGUAAAGAAGAGAAUAAUUAUCUUUGCUUGUUUUUAUCUAUCCCUAUUAGAAGUGCCCAAUUUAAGAAUUCAGGGCAAAAAAAAAAAAUGUAUUUUUGUGUUUCUUUUUAAAGUCUCAUGGAUUUUGCUCAUCUUUAUUACCUUCAGACGCUAAGACUUUGCAUAUACUCAGUUUAUUCUUUGCUUUUUGUCUUUUGUUUGAAAGUAAAAGUAUACCAUCUGUGGUCAUAAUUGAUAGAAAAUGGUACCAUGCUAAAAUGCACUAUGAUUUGAUGAAUAACCAAAGAUAACCCAAAACAAAUUUGGAGUAAAAUGAAAUUUGUCUUUGGCAACUUUCUCACCUAUUCUGUAUCCUAUUUAGAUGGCUGUUAUCUAAACCUUAAUGCUGAUGAAGUUUAAGUUAUGCCUGGCAUCAAAGUUAUUUUAUAAAACAUAUUCUUAAAAUACCCCUCUUCUCAGGCAUAACAACCAUAUGUUCUUUCCAGAGGAACAAGGUAAUAUUUGUAACUGAGUCUGCUUCUUUAGCGACUUUUUGGAUACAGUUAAUAUCUUAGAGUAUCUUCAACAUGUGCUUGCUUCCACUGAUUUUAAUUAAAAUUUUAAGCCGCCUGUAGAUGUUACUCAUAUUUCUACUCCUAGCACCUAGCAGAGUCCCUGACACAUAAUAGAUUAAUAAUAAAGACUUGAUGAAUUGAAAA
Messenger RNA from Trichechus manatus latirostris (Florida manatee), 2982 nucleotides. RefSeq names its product sorting nexin 2 (gene SNX2). Gene Ontology annotation, cellular component: retromer complex; endosome; endosome membrane. NCBI's taxonomy places the organism in Eukaryota, Metazoa, Chordata, Mammalia, Sirenia, Trichechidae. Bases 44 to 1603 code for a protein of 519 amino acids. The transcript has 15 exons. The record is from RefSeq and is a predicted model, not a curated record. Gene Ontology annotation, biological process: intracellular protein transport; early endosome to Golgi transport. Gene Ontology annotation, molecular function: phosphatidylinositol binding.